AUGCCGCUUACAGUGAUCGACAUCAUUUUCAUGCUGACGGCAUAUUUUAUUAUUAGAGUUGAUUCUCUGGCUGACGAUAACCCAGCGAGUCCGACUCCUGUUUAUGCAACUCUGGAGAGUGACGAGAGGCCGUUCGCAUCGCCAUCUAGCUGUGUUCCCACCGUUACGGUGACGACGAACCUAGGCACGAAUGAAGGUUGCGCAUUCAACUGUUCGAGUGAUUUUUGCAUCAUCGAUUAUUUCGUGACUUUGCCAUGCGGCUGCUCACAGGCAGCGGGCGUGGUUACUGAGACGAUCACCGCAUGUGCAACAUCGAGUCCCUGCUGGAAUUGCCACACCGGGUUUCCUUUUACUACAACGGCCACAGAUUGCCCAGAACCAACUGGAGAUGAUUAG
This is a messenger RNA of Trichoderma asperellum CBS 433.97, 396 nucleotides long. RefSeq lists its product as uncharacterized. NCBI's taxonomy places the organism in Eukaryota, Fungi, Ascomycota, Sordariomycetes, Hypocreales, Hypocreaceae. The record is from RefSeq and is a predicted model, not a curated record.